GUUUAUUAACCAUUGAAAUUCGGAGUGAGCCCCCUCUCGUCUAAAUAUAUUGUCUGCAGGUGAGAGAACGGUACUACAAACCCACCAAGCUAAGGUGAUCAGCCGUGUAAGCUGUUGAUGAGUUUUGAUUUUAGCCUGUGGUUUCGAACAGUGAGUAGGAGCAGCCACCAUGUUUGAUGAGAAUCGUAAGGUAUGGGUUCCGCAUCUUGACGAUGGUUUCCAACUUGGCAAGAUAGUGGACAUUGGAACUGACAGCAUUACAGUUGAACCAUUCAAAACACCAAAAAAGCAUGUUUCUGCCCCAUAUGACCGAGUCUUUCCUGCUGAAGAUGAUGAUUCAAAGACUGUACAAGACAACUGUGCUCUUAUGUAUCUCAAUGAAGCUACUCUACUCAAUAAUCUACGUCUACGAUAUGCAAAAAAUGAAAUCUAUACUUAUGUUGCAAAUAUUUUGAUUGCUGUAAACCCUUACAAGGACAUGAAAGGACUUUAUUCCACUGAAGUAAUAAAAAAGUACAUGGGUAAAUCACUUGGUGUCUUGCCCCCACAUGUUUUCGCUAUUGCUGAUAAAGCAUUUCGCGAAAUGUUGGUGUUGCGUCAGAGUCAGUCUAUCAUUGUAAGUGGAGAGUCAGGCGCAGGAAAAACAGAAUCAACCAAGUACAUUUUAAGGUAUUUGACCGAGUCGCAUGGUCAAAGUGCUGGCGUUAUAGAACAGCAAAUCCUUGCCGCUAAUCCUUUACUAGAAGCUUUUGGUAACGCUAAAACCAUGAGAAACAACAACAGCAGUCGAUUUGGAAAGUUUAUCGAAAUACAUUUUAGCACAAAGCAUCAAGUUGUAGGUGGCCAUGUAUCUCACUACCUGCUGGAGAAGCCUCGAGUUUGUUGGCAAAUGUCUGGUGAGAGGAACUAUCAUAUAUUUUACUACCUCUGUGCCGCAGCAUCGGACCAGUUGCGAAAUGCCUUUAAGAUUAAAACACCAGAUGAUUACCAGUAUAUGAAGGAAGGGACUACGCAGUAUUUUCUUUCCAAGGAGACAGAAGCCAAACUUAAAGAUACGCACAAGAGUAGAAUGCAAAAAUCAAAGGGUGGUCUGCGUGACAUAGUCAUGGAUGAUGUGACAGGCUUACGACGAGUUGAAGAAGCAAUGAAUAAAUGUAAAAUCAGUGAAAAAGAAAAAAUGGACAUUUUUCGCAUUGUUUGUGGCGUGCUUCACCUUGGCAACAUCAACUUUGAGUCUGCUGAGGGUACACAGGGAGGUUGCUGCGUGUCCCCAAGUGCUCAAGAGGCGGUUAUCAUGACAGCCAAACUAUUUGGACUUGAAAAGGAUGAACUUUGUGAAUGCUUAGUAACCAGAGUGAUGCAGGCAGCAAAAGGUGGAGGAAAGGGAACAAUCAUCAAGGUUCCUUUGAAGGCUGACCAGGCAGCAAAUGCUCGUGAUGCUCUUGCCAAGUACAUCUACGACCGUCUCUUUUCGUACAUAGUGAAGCGUGUCAACGAUAGUUUUCCAUUCCAGUCAUCUGCUCAUUUUAUUGGCGUUUUAGAUAUUGCUGGAUUUGAGUACUUCACGCUGAAUAGUUUUGAACAGUUUUGUAUCAAUUACUGUAAUGAGAAACUUCAGCAGUUCUUCAACCAGAGAGUUCUAAAGGAGGAGCAAGAAUUAUAUGAAAAGGAGGGCUUAGGGGUAAAUGCCGUUACUUAUUCUGACAAUCAAGAUUGUAUAAAUUUGAUUGAAAGUAAAUUAGGCAUUCUUGAGCUUCUUGACGAGGAGAGUAAGCUGCCUAGAGCAAGCCCUAAUAAUUUCACACACACAGUGCAUCAGAAACACAGUUCACACUUCAGGCUAGCGAUUCCUAGGAAAUCCAAGUUAACCGCGCAUCGUAAUGUACGUGAUGACGAGGGAUUCCUUAUACGUCACUUUGCUGGUGCUGUCUGCUAUCAAACGGCUGAAUUUAUUGAAAAGAAUAAUGAUGCCCUGCACUCAUCCCUGCAAAUGCUGUUGAAUGAAAGCAAAGAUCCAUUUAGUAAACAAUUGUUUCCCAAAGCAGAAAACAUGGGCAAAUCAAUUCAGAAACUGGCCUUUGACAGUGUUGGAAAUAAGUUCAAGGUUCAACUUAAUGUAUUGAUGGAAAAGCUACGUGCUACCGGAUCCUCAUUUGUCCGAUGCAUCAAACCAAACAGCAAGCUCAUUGAUAGCCUAUUUGAGGGUACUCAAAUUUUGAGUCAACUUCAGUGUGCAGGUAUGGUGUCUGUGCUCAACCUUAUGCAAGGUGGUUUUCCAUCCAGAGCUUCUUUCCAUGAUCUCUAUGAAAUGUACAAGAAGUACAUGCCACAGAAUUUGCUUCGCCUUGAUCCGAGGCUGUUCUGUAAGGCCCUGUUCCAUGCUCUAGGUCUUAGCGAUCAGGAUUAUCGCUUUGGUGUAACCAAGGUCUUUUUCCGUUCGGGAAAAUUUUACCAGUUUGAUCAGAUGAUGAAAUCUGACCCUGAGCACUUGCGUCUUCUGAUAAAGAAAGUUCAUCGUUGGUUAAUUUGUGCUCGCUGGAGGAGAGCACAGUGGGGAACUUUAAUGGUUUUAAAGUUGAAGAACAAGAUUUUAUAUCGACGCAGAGCUCUUCUGAAGAUGCAAAGCACUGUUCGGAUGUUUCUAGCUGUACGCCGCCAUAGACCGCGGGUCAAAGCUUUGAAGCAAGUUAGAACACUUCAUUCAGAGAUAGUAAAGAUGGAAGAAUUUGCUAAACACUUGAAAGAUGACAAAUCUACAAAGCAAGUUAAAGCCAUUCGUACAUCCCUUGAUGAUUUAAUUAGGGGAAUAAAGACCACUUACAUGAAACGACAACAGAUGGACAAGUUGUACGUAGAUCUCGCAAGUAAGGUUUCCAAGCAGCUAAAGGAACUGAUGUCAAAGAAAAAGGCAAAGGAAGAAGAACAGAUACGUCUGCGAAAACUUCAAGAAGAAAUGGAAAGAGAAAAGAAGAAACGCGAGGAGGAAGAAAAAAAGCGAAAGGCAGAAGAAGAGGCGAGAGAAAAAAAGAGAAAGGCAGAAGAGGAAGCAAAGAGAAAAAAAGAAGAAAUGGAAAAGAGAAGAAAGGAAGAAGAAGCCAUGAAUCUGAAAGCUCUCCGAGAGGAGAGAAAGAAGCUGGAAGCAGAAAAGAAGAAGAUAGAAGAAGAAAGGAAGAUGCUAGAAGAUUUGCGCAAAAAACAAGAACAAGAGCGUCUUGAUUUUGAAAUGGCGCAGCGUCUGUCGCAGGAAAGUAACUCACAGGUCGCUGCAACUGAAGAGAUUGCGCAGGUCAGAGAGGUGGUGGCUACUGCAAUACCUGCUCAAACCCCGCUUGUACAAAGGGCUGAUAAAACCUACGAUCUAUCAAAAUGGAAGUAUGCAGAGUUGCGAGAUACAAUUAACACUUGCAAUGAUGUGGAUCUGUUGAGUGCGUGCCGUGAAGAGUUUCAUCGUCGUUUGAAAGUUUAUCAGAAGUGGAAGUCGAAGAACAAGAAAAACACAGCGGAGGAAGCACCAGCUGUGCGUGCUCCUGAAGUCGUUCAAAAUGCUUCUCCACCACCGCCACUGCCGCAGAAGAAAAAGGCGGGGCAGAAAAUGGAGCAACGUUAUUUCCGUGUUCCUUUCAUGCGACCGAGUGAUAAGUCCGGGGAUCCAUCCCUAAGGAAAAAAGGAAUGUGGUAUGCACAUUUUGAUGGGCAGUACAUUGCUAGACAAAUGGAAUUACAUCCUGAUAAAGUUCCAGUUCUCCUUGUUGCAGGUAAAGAUGACUUGCAGAUGUGUGAACUAAGUUUACUGGAGACUGGUUUGACCAAUAAAAAGAAUGCUGAAAUUUUAGAGCGGGAUUUUGAAUACGAGUGGGAUAAACAUGGCGGCACAAACUACUUAUUGACUGCAAUAAACAACAAACAAGCCAGGCAAACC
Molecule: messenger RNA, 3919 nt
Organism: Anneissia japonica
Lineage: Eukaryota; Metazoa; Echinodermata; Crinoidea; Comatulida; Comatulidae
Product: unconventional myosin-VI-like
Biological process (GO): endocytosis; actin filament organization; vesicle transport along actin filament
Cellular component (GO): myosin complex; actin cytoskeleton; cytoplasm
Molecular function (GO): microfilament motor activity; actin filament binding; ATP binding
Source: RefSeq, a predicted model, not a curated record